Molecule: messenger RNA, 638 nt
Organism: Rhagoletis zephyria (snowberry fruit fly)
Lineage: Eukaryota; Metazoa; Arthropoda; Insecta; Diptera; Tephritidae
Product: high mobility group protein DSP1-like
Source: RefSeq, a predicted model, not a curated record
UUCCCCACAUUUCUAACAAUACGACGCCACUUUUAUGUACUUUUGUUCAUCUUUAUAUUGUAAUAAUUAAUACGGUUUCUAGAUAUUUUGUUAUUAAUUCCGUUGAAGUAAAUUGUACUAACAACUAAAUAUUAAUACGUGUUCAUUUAGUGCAUUUAUUAAUGUAAAUGUGAGUUGAUUUAAACGAAGCGGUUUUUGCUAAUACAUACGCGUCCUUUGAUAUCCCUUUCUUAAAUUUGGAUAACAUUUCGGUAGUAGGUAAAAUGGAUCCGAUUGCGCCGAAAAGAUCAUUAUCUGCAUUCUUCUGGUUUUGCAAUGAGGAACGCAGCAAAGUUAAGGCUGCGAAUCCCGAAUAUGGCUUUGGCGAUAUUGCCAAGGAGCUUGGUCGUAAAUGGUCCAAUGUGGAUCCAGAGGUUAAACAGAGGUACGUGUUAAUGGCCGAGAAGGACAAGGCGCGCUACGACCGUGAAAUGACUGAGUUCAAAACCAGCGGGAAAAUACCCACGAAGUAGAAAAUUUUAUUCUUCAUAUUACUCACUGCCAGUAUAAAACCAAGUGCGACUUUCAUAAAACCAAUAUCACAUGCAACAGAGUAUUUGCCAUGCAGCAAAAUAGAAACAUAAAAAACUUAUCAGCGA